AUGUCGUCCAUCUACAACCUCGAGCCGCAGCCCACGGGCUCGGUGAUUCUGCACACGACGAUGGGCGAGCUCCACGUCGAGCUCUUCGCCAAGCAGACACCACUGACGUGCCGCAACUUCCUGCAGCACUGCCUCGACGGCUACUACGACGGCACCAUCUUCCACCGACUCGUGCCCAACUUUAUCGUGCAAGGUGGCGAUCCGACGGGGACGGGCAAUGGCGGCGAGUCGAUAUACGAUGGCGGUGCCUUUUCCGGCGACCUGGAUCCGUGGCCCAUGGACCAGAGACACGGGCAGAACGCAGGGCCCAACGGCAUCAACUUCAAGGACGAGUUUCAUUCGCGACUCCGAAUCAACCGGCGCGGCAUCUUGGCCAUGGCGAACGAGGGAAGACCCGAUUCCAACGGCAGCCAAUUCUUCUUCACGCUGGACAAGGCCGAGGAGCUCAACGGCAAGAACACAAUGUUUGGCAGGGUCGCCGGCGACACAAUCUACAACCUGGCCAAGAUUGGCGAGUCCGAGGUCGACGAAGCGACCGAGCGACCGCUAUACCCAAUCAAGAUCGAACGAGUGGAAAUCUUGGUCAACCCGUUUGAGGAUAUGAAGAAGCGGACGAGGGUGGCGCAGACUCAAGUGCAACCAAAGGUGGAAAAGGAAAAGAAAAAGAAGAGGAAAGGCGGAAAGCAGCUGCUCAGCUUUGGCGACGAGGUGGGCGAUGAGGAAGUGCCGGUGUUUAAGAAACCAAAGUUUGACACACGACUCGUCAUGGACGAGGAGGAGGCUCCUGCGCCUCGAGAAAAGCCUCCAAAGACGAAGGCGUCUACAUCCAAGGACGCAGACAAGGGGAGCGAAAAUCGACCAAUGCACAAGAAGCGCAAGGAACCGUCGCCUGAGCCAUCGCCCGAGCCAGAACCGGUCAAGCAAAAGAGCGCCUUGGAAAAGGCCAACGAAGAAUUAGCAGCCCUCAAGGCUUCCAUGAGGAGAACAAUACAUUCCGAGGAGCCGGUCAAGGAAAAGAAGAAGACAGCAUUAGAGGCCAUGAUACCCGAAACGUCAAUACGGGGGAGGAAAAGGCGGCCUGGCGGGAACAACACUUCGACGAGCGAAGAGCAAGCGUCUCUUCGCAUGUUAAAGGCCUUCCAGGCGAAGCUGGAAAAGGCCCCACCGUCGAAGGAGGUGUCCAUUGAGACACCCACCAACAACGAACCAGGCGACGCAGAGAAGCCGGCCCAGGAAGAUGAAGCAGAGCUGUGCGACCUGCACUUCAUCGCAAACUGCCAAAGCUGCACCUCUUGGGACAAGCAAGAGAAGGAAGAGAGUGAUGACGAAGGCUGGAUGUCACAUGCGCUAUCAUUCGCAGCAGAUAAGCUGGGCAAGGAUCUGAGCAACCGGAGGAAAGCCGAAGAGGAGCUAGUCGUCAUUGAUCCGCGCGAGAAGUCGCGGACGCUCAAGGAGGAGAAACGGGCGGAGCGAGAGGCCCGGGCUGGAGGGUCGGGACGGGCAUGGGACCAGGCACGGAAUGCCCAGAUGGCCCGGGCUGCUUCUCUGGCCGGCAGAGGGGCCAAGUGA
Trichoderma reesei QM6a is the source of this 1569-nucleotide messenger RNA. RefSeq lists its product as uncharacterized. The transcript is spliced from 2 exons. Lineage: Eukaryota; Fungi; Ascomycota; Sordariomycetes; Hypocreales; Hypocreaceae. Gene Ontology annotation, biological process: protein folding; protein peptidyl-prolyl isomerization. Gene Ontology annotation, cellular component: catalytic step 2 spliceosome. The record is from RefSeq and is a predicted model, not a curated record. The coding region runs from base 1 to 1569 and encodes 522 amino acids. Gene Ontology annotation, molecular function: peptidyl-prolyl cis-trans isomerase activity.